Molecule: messenger RNA, 6284 nt
Organism: Chiloscyllium plagiosum (whitespotted bambooshark)
Lineage: Eukaryota; Metazoa; Chordata; Chondrichthyes; Orectolobiformes; Hemiscylliidae
Gene: coq6
Product: coenzyme Q6 monooxygenase
Biological process (GO): ubiquinone biosynthetic process
Cellular component (GO): mitochondrion
Molecular function (GO): 4-hydroxy-3-all-trans-polyprenylbenzoate oxygenase activity; FAD binding
Source: RefSeq, a predicted model, not a curated record
CACUUCCGCCCUGCAGCGCCAUCUUGCCCCGCUGGUUGGAAGGUGACCGUUGGUCAGUUAUGAAGUCCGUGCCUCACGUGCCAUGAGUCUGUGGAGAGGAGCGAGGUUGACUGGCGGCCUCCGCCCCCAGGGACUGGCCUGGCUCCUGCGGGACGGUGGCUGCGGCAGGAGGGGAUGUUCCUCCAAGCAAGAGGAGCAGGAGAGCGGCCCUCCCGAGUUCUACGAUGUGGUUAUCUCGGGCGGCGGGAUGGUUGGCACCGCUAUGGCCUGUGCUCUAGCUUAUGAUCCAAAUCUAACGGAGAAAAAGAUCCUGCUUUUGGAGGCUGGAAAUAAGAAAGCAGAUGGACAGCUACCAGAAUUGUAUAGUAACCGAGUGAGCGCACUUACUCCAGGCACUGCAGCAUUCCUAAGCCGUUUGGGAGUUUGGGAUCAUAUAUGCAACAUGAGAUACAAGCCAUUCAAGAGAAUGCAGGUUUGGGAUGAAUGUUCAGAUGCAAUGAUUACAUUUGACAAAGCUAACCUGUUGGAGGACAUUGGCUUCAUUGUUGAGAAUGACGUGAUAUUGUCAGCUUUGUCUAAACAACUGACUGCUGCUGACAGAGUGCGUGUAUUAUACAGGAGCAAAGUGGUGAACUAUACGUGGCCAGAACCAAACCUAACACCUGAUAUGAACCCAUGGGUGCAAAUUGAACUUGCUGAUGGGAGUAAACUUCAGGCAUCAGUACUGAUUGGUGCAGAUGGUCCAAACUCAAUGGUGCGGCAGUCUGCUGGUAUUCAGACUAUGCAGUGGAAAUACGAUCAGUCUGCUGUGGUUGCUACCCUUCGCCUUGCUGAACCUACUGACAACAAUGUGGCUUGGCAGAGGUUUCUGGUGACUGGGCCAAUCGCAAUGCUUCCGCUGUCUGAUAAUCUCAGUUCCUUAGUGUGGUCAACUUCCCACCAGCAUGCAUCUGACCUGCUCAGUAUGGAUGAAGAGACAUUUGUGGAUGCCAUCAAUUCAGCUUUUUGGAGCAAUGAGAAUCACUCAGAAUUUAUUGACACUGCAAGCUCCAUGUUAAAGACAGCUUUAAUGUUCCUGAUGCCAUCUGGCACAUCGGUACGUCAGCUGCCACCAAGCGUGGCUCACAUUGACCCAAAAAGCAGGGCUAUGUUUCCACUUGGAUUGGGUCAUGCCACGAAGUAUGUUAGACCACGUGUUGCUCUCAUUGGGGAUGCUGCACACAGAGUUCACCCAUUAGCAGGGCAGGGAGUCAACCUGGGUUUUGGGGAUGUUGUUAGUCUCUCUCAACAUCUCAGCGAGGCAGCCUACAAUGGCAAAGACCUAGGGUCUACCAACCACCUCAAUGCAUUUGAAACAGAGCGUCAGAGACAUAAUCUCCCUGUCAUGGCUACAAUAGACCUGCUGAAAAGAUUAUAUUCAACUAAAAGUAUACCAUUGGUCUGUCUGAGGAGUCUUGGUCUGCAGGCAACAAAUGCAUUUGUACCUAUUAAGGAGCAAAUCAUGGCAUUCGUCAGUAGGUGAAUCGUAUUUCGCACCUAUCUUGGAUUUCUUCUAUCUUUGGAGGAUUGCAAAUUCUGGCCACUAGGAAACUUUUUAUUUGAAUUCCUGUUGUUCACUGUAAAGGACUGAUUUGUUAUAUUUUCUAAUUUAUUACAUUGGAAUGGAAUACAUAGUAUAGUACAAAUCAAAUAUUUACUAUCAAAUUCCUUGUCAGCUUGCAUCCAAAAUAGUGUGCCACAGAACAGUGAACAGCAUGGAUGGUGAAUGGUACAAGAAAUCCAAAAAUAGUCAGAAUGACCUCAUCGCCCACUCAUUGGUGAAGUUUGUUUGUGGUUUGUGACAGUCCAAUGCAUGGUUAAAUCUUAUAAAGGAAAGUACAAAUUAAUUCAGGCUGAUGAAUCAUAACAUGUGAUUGAAAAGAGAGAAGCCGCCUGAAUGCUUAAAUGCAUUGAAUUGUUACGCUGUAGAGCAAAAUGUACACUCUGCUAUCAUUUUGUUUAUGGGAAGGGACUCUGCAACUUGUUUUGUGUGAACAGUAUGCACAGACGUCAGAUCGUAGUGUACAUUGAACUAUCACUGUGUUUCAAGAAAUCUGAGCCUCUUGUAUCUGAUGCAGUCUGGGUCUAUCAGGGUAAAGAUAAAGCAGAGAAAGCAAACCAAGAGAUACUAUAAGAGUUAAUUAACACUUACAAAUGGUAUUUUUAUAAAAUAAGGCCAAAAUAGUGAAAUUACAUAUCAGAAAUAAAAGUAAUACUCAUGUUUUGUGAUUUGUAAACUUUCUAAUUUUGAUGUAGAUACAUUGUGAACUGGUAUUGCAAGUGGUGUCUUCAGAAUUGAGGGAUCUUUUGAAGUGAAUGGUCGCAAAAUAGCAGGAUUUCUAAGUCAAGUUUGCAAAUUAAGCAAAUCUUUCAGAUGUUUCCUGGGUGAACUCUGGUAGUCAUGUGCUAUUUGGCUCAGACCAUCAGUGAACUUGGGUAUAGAUUGAUUCCUGAAGAAGGGCUAAUGCCCGAAACGUCGAUUCUCCUGUUCCCUAGAUGCUGCCUGACCUGCUGCGCUUCUCCAGCAACACAUUUCCAUCUCUGACUCCAGCAUCUGCAGACCUCAUUUUCUCUUUAUAGAUUGACUUUCCAUAUUUUCCUACUAUUUUUAUUGGAGCAGGAUGCAAUUGCUUCCAGAGUUCUGAUCUCAGAGUGCUGUGAAUUUUAAAAUCCAGCUUAAUGUUUUCAUGAAUACAGUGAAUUGUAAGAACUGAACCGAUGAAAAUCUUAUUUUGUCAGUCAGUUUUAAAAAAAAAAAUCAGCUUAUGUUGGUACCUGUAAGUAAAUUACCUGCAGUUGUACUCCAAGGGCAUAUUCAGUGUCCUUUUUUAAUAUAAAUCACUAUAAAUACUAUUAUUUUAGUACAAUACUAGUUGGUAAUUUAACAACCUGCUUGCUAACGUUUAGUUAGUCUUAAGACAUUUUCUUGCCAAAUAUUAGUUUUUCCCCUGAACUAUUUUUUGAUUUUGAUUUGAUUUAUUACCUAAGUACGGUCAAAAGUUUUGUUUUGUGUACUGGACAGGCAGAUCAUAUCAUACAAAGUGCAUUAGGGUAAUAGAACAGAACAAGGAAUAAUGUUAUGACGGCAGAAAAAGGUGCACAGAGUGAGAUCAACAUUAAAUUUAAAAUUUGAAAAGUCCACUUGUAAGUCUAAUAACAGCAGGGAAUAAGCUGUUCUUAAAUCUGUUUAAGCUUUUGUAUCUCAGAGGUUGGAAGAGAUUUCUACCCCAUUAAAUAAUUUUGGAAUCAACAGGGUUUUGAUGUUGCUGUGCAGUGACAAUCUGCUGUAAAGAGUGAAUUAAUUGCAGGUUUUCUUUUGCCUUAUUUUAAUCAAGUACAUUUAUGUUCAACACGUAUGCAUUGAUUGACUUGAAUUCACACUUCAGUCUCAAGUUACACAUAACCCUUGUCAGUUUCUCCACUUAUUUUACAAACUAAGCCAUUGAAUGAUACUUUAAUUUAGUUAGAGGCUCCCACCAAUUGUGAUGUCUUUCCUUUAUUUAUAUUGUAUUGUGUAACUAUAGUGGGAGGGUCAGUAGUUGUAGAUGGCUGGUACAUUAUGCAAAGUGAUGGAAAUGGGGUGGAUUCAAUCCCUAUAACAGCUAAUUAUCUGUAUUUUUAAAAAGUACUAAUGUGAAAAAUUAAUUAACUUAAAUUUGACAAAUCCCUAGAACCUAAUGAUCUUUGCCCUUUCAUUUCUUAAAAUGUUAUUAAUUCAGAAAUGUAGUGACAUGGUAUUUGAAAGGAUGGAGAGAGAAAAAAGGGGAACACAGACUACGAAUAGACCUGUAGCCUGACGUUAGUUAUAGGGAAAAUGCUAGAAUCUAUUAUAAAGGAUAUGAUUGUGCUAUAUGUAAUCCUGUGUGCUUCAAUGCAUGAUAGUGUUCCCACCAUAUAGAGCUCUAUUCCGUCAGGAUUAAAGAUUAAUGUUGAUCAUCUUCGCUGCAUAGUCUACCAGAAGCAAUGUCUGCCAGUUGGGGCAACACCAUGUUGCAAAACAAACAGCAUAUCUUUAGCAUCCUUACCAGUUUCAUUGAAUAAGAUUUUGUUUAAAAUAAAACCUAUCCCUCCAUUUCAAGACGAAAGUAUUGUCAGUAAAACAAGAAUGUUCCAGCUUUGUCUUUGGUUUGCAAAAGUGAAUAAUCAGAUGCAGAAACUAAGUAUAUUUUAUUAAAUCUAGAUGUAUUUCAAGGGUAAACCAAGUGAGUAGCUCGUACAGGUAUUUUAUUUGAACAGGUUAGUUUUAAAUCAUGUUAUGACACACUGCUGAAGCAGAUGGGACUUCAGCCCAGGUUUUCUGACCCAGAUGUACUGACACCACUGCAUCAUAAGAGCUUCAACUGCUGUAGAUAAGUUGAAGUUGUCUGUCCUUCAGGGAUUGUGGAGCUGCUUCUAAAUGUGGCUGAUGUAGUAGAAAGGAACGAAAAAUAGCAAGAAGCACGCAUACUAUUCAAUAAUCAUUUAAUUUAAAAUAUCUGUUUAAUUCAUGAUAAAAGUUUAAACUCAUCUGAUAAGUUUACACCAUAAGAUCAGAGUAUUGAGAAUAUUCUGUGUAGAUGUCCUGAAUUCGUCAAUGAAAUCACUGCAAGUGAAUAUUUUAUAUGAAAUCAUUUUUACAGCCAUCAUGCAGUUAAAUACACUUGUGCAAUAUACAUAAUUUUUGAAUAAAAGCAGCAAAGAUUUUGUUCCAGGAGACAAAAUAUAGCCACAAAGUUUUGGCACAUGGCAGACAGAGAGAGAGAGAAUCUUACAUGACUGCUAACAAAGCUCUCCUACUUUCAGUGAGCGUUUGUUGAUUAAAAGCUAGACUGAAAAUGAAACCACUUUGAUCAGAGAUGUUUAAAUUGCUGAGACAGUGACUGGGCAAGAGAAUCUGAUGAGCCAUACCCAAUAUUUAUAGGUCUUCUGAUCUAUACAGCUGGCUAGUGUGAAACUAGCUCUUGGCACAGCAUUUACCAAAAACGCCAGUCAAAUUUGACAGCUUUCAGGUACACUUUCGAUUACUUGACAUAAACUAGUUGAAUUUAAAUGUUUCUUUUAAGUUACAUAAUUUUAAUACCUGAUUAGUCUGAUUUGUUAGUUACUUAAAAUAGCAGUACAAAACAUUAUUGUAAUCUGAAACCUGAGUGGCUUUAUUAACAACAUCACACUGCUCCAGCUUGUCAUAGAUUUGAAACUUGUAAGGAAAUUAUGUAACAGAGAUCAAAGUCUGGUUAAGGCAGAAUUUUGUACCACAGUGAUUUGAACCCAUUGAAAUUCAAACUUAUCCAAGAGCUAAAUUGACUUCCAAGGUGACACAUCUAUUACAGUCACAAUUAAAAAUUAACACAUUUGUGGUAUUUGAGUAUCUCCCAAUUACUGCUUAAUUACUUUAUAUUUCCACUCCCUACCAUCUCCAAAUAAUUUAAUAUCAGAUGCUGGUCUCCUGGCAAAACAGGUUCAAGUUAAAAGUCACUAGGAGGCAUUCAAGAUCAGUUGAGGAUAACAACUUCCCAUAUUCUUGAGGUUAAAAUGCCAAUCCCUAGCUCCCCCACUACUCUUUAUUUGCUCAUACAACCAACGCUGGUUCUAAUAAGAAGAUUUAAUGUUCUCGUGCUCCUAAGUGAAUAAAAAACAUUCCCACCAGCUUUGAAAGCAAGCUUCUUCUAAGAUAACCCUAUAUCUGGAACUAAAUUUGGAGUGAGAUUUAAUUUGAGUAAUUUUUAAAAAUCUAGGCAUGCUAUCACUAACAGUAAUCAGGACAUGUUUAAAAAUAUCUACUGUCAUUGAAGGUUUUGAGCUGAUUUACAUCAACAUCUUAUAGACUUUUGUUACAGUGGGAGCAAGCACUAACCAAAUUAAAUUGUUAAUACUGAAAAGUAUUUAAGUAUAUCAGAGUUUCUCUGCAAGUCCAGUAGAAAGAUCAUUUCAUGAUUACUGCCCGAUGUGAUGUUUUGGUAUUGAGCAUUUCCACAUUCUUAUGGCAAUUCCAUCGAAGGUAUAUUUUUGAAAGUCUUGAUGUUGAUUUUAUUUUUCUGCUUAAUUUAUCAAAGAGGAGUCAAAAAUAUAGCAAUAUAGCAUAGCUUCCUCCCCAUCCCUAAUUAACUAACCACCUCAUGAAACAAUGAGAGACUCUCUCGAAGGGAGCACAUCUCUGACUUGUUUUCAGUGAAUGGAGACCAGUUUGGAGUUGAAGUUAUUUUUUCUAUAUGCAGAUAGAAAUCAGUGCUCAGACUUUAAAACAGUAGCAAUCAUGUGACUCACUG